UAACCAAUCCAUUGACUUGCAUCAAUACUAUUCCUCCUCCUCUGCUCCCAUUCCCACUUUAUAAAACCGCUCCCCUUCCACACAUCUCAUUUCCACCUCACAUCAUCUUCUCAGAGUACAAGCCGAGGACCACCGCGUAGAGCAGAGCAGAGGAGAGCACCCAAGGCAGAAAGCCUUCCUUCUUCUUCUUCUUCUUCUUCUCCGGCGGGCGACCCACCCAUGGCCGUCGACCUGAUGGGACGCGGCGGCGGGUACAGCGCCCCGCGCGCCGAGCAGGAGCAGCAGCGCGCGUUCCAGGACGCCGCCACCGCGGGGCUCCGCAGCCUGGAGCUCCUCGUCUCCUCCCUCUCCCCUCGCGCCGCCGACCGAGCCACGGCAGCCCCGCUCGGCGAGAUCGCGGACCAGACGGUCUCCAGGUUCCGCCGCGUCAUCAACAUGCUCGACCGCACCGGCCACGCCCGCUUCCGCCGCGGCCCCGUCGUCUCUUCCCCAUCCCCCGCCCCAACUCCAUCAAAGCCCCCUCCGGUCUCUUCUUCUUCCCCAGCACCGGCACCGGCACCGGCAGUAGCGCCUGCGCCACCGAAGACGCUCACCCUGGACUUCACCAAGCCCACCAAGGCAGCCGCAUCCGUGACUUCCACAUCCUUCUUCUCCUCGGUCACCGCAGCCGGGUGCGGCGGCGGCGGCGGCGAGGGCAGCGUCUCCAAGGGCCAGGGCCAGAUCGCGAUCUCCUCGGGCAAGCCGCCCCUCGCCGCGGGCACCAAGCGCAAGCUCCAACAGCAACUCCAGCAGCAGCAGCAGCCGUGCGCGAGCGGCGCGCACUCGGACGCGGCGGCGCCGUGCCACUGCGCGUCCUCGAAGAAGCGCAAGAGCCGGGCGUCGAGGCGCGCCGUGCGCGUGCCGGCCACGAGCGCGCGCGCCGCCGACAUCCCCGGGGACGAGUUCUCCUGGCGCAAGUACGGGCAGAAGCCCAUCAAGGGCUCCCCUUACCCGCGGGGAUACUACAAGUGCAGCACCGUCAAGGGGUGUCCGGCAAGGAAACACGUCGAGCGCGCCACCGAUGACCCCGCCAUGCUCGUCGUCACCUACGAGGGCGACCACCGCCACGGCGCCGACCUCCCUGCGCCGGCCGCCAAUUGAUCACAAAAGGAUCCUCCUCCCAUGGCUUCUUCGGUUUCGAUUUGUUCUUUCUAUUAGUAGUUCUGUUAGCCGGCUAGCCCCCCCUUGUGUAAAGGAUCCAUCCAAGAUUAGUAAUGGAAAUGUUCUCAAAUCAAUUUUAUC
Brachypodium distachyon (stiff brome) is the source of this 1281-nucleotide messenger RNA. Its product is annotated as WRKY transcription factor WRKY51. Lineage: Eukaryota; Viridiplantae; Streptophyta; Magnoliopsida; Poales; Poaceae. The record is from RefSeq and is a predicted model, not a curated record. Gene Ontology annotation, biological process: regulation of DNA-templated transcription. Gene Ontology annotation, molecular function: DNA-binding transcription factor activity; sequence-specific DNA binding. Bases 220 to 1140 code for a protein of 306 amino acids. The transcript has a single exon.